CAGCAACUUGACUGUCAUUGUGCAAUCGUGUUCAACGUACUGUCUGUAAUUCAUCCAAACUUCAAACAGAGGGCAGAUUUGCAAUUGCAAACACCACACGGGGCGCAGCAAUCUCUUCUUGGAGGCAUCAAUUUCGAAAAUGAACAAAUAUACUUUUUUAUAUAUCCUGUGCAUUUUGUGUACGGUUCGUUUAACUACACCAUUCAACGCAGAGCGGAGUUCCCAAGACAUCUUAAUCACUAGCAAAUUGCGCACCAAAAGGCAGAGUUGUCAAGAUGGCACUUACCAGCAUGAGGGAAUGGCAUGCUGUCUCUGUGCGGCUGGCCAACAUCUGGAGAGCCACUGCAGUGUGAGCCCAGAGGAUGGGACCUGUGUUUACUGUGAGGAAAACAGGACCUACAACAGUGACCCCAACUCUCUGGACUCCUGUGAGCCCUGCACUUCCUGUGACUCUAAAGCCAAUCUGGAGGUGGAGGACAGAUGCACCAUCUUCAAGGACUCAGUAUGUCGAUGCCAGCAGGGCCACUACUGUAACAAGGGGAAGGAGCACUGCAGGGCCUGCUACCCAUGUACCAUAUGCAGUGAAGAGGGCAUCAAGGUAGCCUGUAGCGCCACCAACAACACCAUAUGCCAUGCCUUCAAAGAACAAAGUUUGAGCAAAACCAUAACAUUUCAAUGCAUUAAAAUGAUUUGGAAGAUGUUCUUUCACUUACAGUAUGAAUGUUAUAAGGUUGUUUUUUAUCUAAACAUUAGGCUUUUAUUUUCCUUUCUUGCAGGACGCAAUUUGGCAGUAGUAUUUGUCCUGACUACUGUUCUUCUUGUCGUUUUGAUUGUGAUCAUUUACCUGUGGCGAAGUAAUAAAUAUUGUUUUGGGCCAAAUGGUGGUUUGACAGAACUGCCCAACCGGAGUUCAGAGGAAAUGCAGCCACUGAGAGGUGUUAAUCUCUGGCCACACCUCCCAGACAUUGCUAAGACCUUGGGGUGGAGGGACAUGAAACAGGUGGCCGAGUGCAGUGGGAUGACACAUACCGCCAUAGAAUCCCACCAGCUGAACUUUCCCAAUGACUCCCAGGAGCAAUGCUCCAGCCUACUGAGGGCCUGGGUGGAGAAAGAGGGGAUGACCACAGCCUCUGUGACACUGGUCCAGACUCUACUCCGCAUGAAGAAAAAGGUCAAGGCAGAGGAUAUCAUGGCUAUCAUCAGCAACAAGGAGGAUGGCGUCACAGGGCAAAACUCAGGAUCAGGACAGGUGUAGAUACUGUAUGUACAGUAUGGUCAAACCACUGCCUUUAACCAUGGACAGAUGACCGGGAAUAUGGCCGAAUAUAAACAGUCUAGUUAUUCCCUCCACAAGGCAAUCAAAAAUGUGAAAUGUUGUUAUAGGGACAAAGUGGAGUUGCAAUUCAACGGCUCAGACACAAGACGUAUGUGGCAGGGUCUACAGGCAAUUAUGGACUACAAAAAGAAAAUCAGCCACAUCAUGGACACCGACGUCUUUCUUCCAGACAAACGAAACACAUUCUUUGCCUGCUUUGAGGAUAAUGCAGUGCCAUCGAUGAGGCCCGCUACCAAGGACUGCGGGCCCCCCCUCUCCUUCUCCGUGGCUGACAUGAGUAAGACAUUUAAACAUGUUAACCCUUGCAAGGCUGUUGGCCCAGACUGCAUCAAUAUGGUCACAAUUGUUCCUGGACUUUCAGGGUGUGUGCUCAGCCCCCUCCUGUACUCCCUGUUCACCCAUGACUGUGUGGCCAUGCACAUCUCCAACUCAAAUCAUCAAGUUUGCAGACGACACAACAGUAGUGGGCUUGAUUACCAACAACGGCGAGACAGCCU
This is a messenger RNA of Oncorhynchus mykiss (rainbow trout), 1833 nucleotides long. The record is from RefSeq and is a predicted model, not a curated record. Lineage: Eukaryota; Metazoa; Chordata; Actinopteri; Salmoniformes; Salmonidae.